CAACCCCCUCGCACCUCGGCGGUGAUUGGAGAAAACACUCAUCAGACUUGCCACAAAGCUGUGAUUGGAUAAAAUGUUGGCUGAGGCGGUACUUUUCGUUCAGUGCCCCAGGGUCAGGUGACGGUCGGAGGGUGUGCUACGUUCAUUCUCACGUUAGGGGAAGUCACGUUAUGGGAGGGAACGCUUCUGGCUUCAGGCCGUUUCACUAGGGAUAUUCCUGAUAGUCUCUACGUGCCCUGGCAUCUUCAGAGAGUGUUAUGUGCUGGUUUUGGGGGAGGAAUGGGCGAAAAUAGACUGGGGAAGUUUAAAACAAACAAAAACCUACAUGCACGUGACAUGCCACCACUCACUCUAGUCUCCAACUCUUGGAGACUUGAGCCACAUGCAUUGAAAACGCCCCGACUGGUCCCGAUAGUGACCCUCAAUUAUUUUGAAUUAUUAGUAUGGAGGUUAUGAAGCUUAUCAAGGUGCAACCUAAGAUCUAACCCACAGGUUCCUUCCUGAUUUGGGUCUUAAUCACUGGCCUAAGGUUCUAGCCCAAGAGCGAGAGGCGCUUGCACCUGUGGGGCACUUAUUAUUGCUAUAAUUAUCCCCUAUACGAUCCCCAACGGAAUCCUGCUACGUAGCUCUGGCUAGCCUGAAACUCCCUUUGUAACCCAGGCUUGUCUUGAACUCGCUAUCCUUCCUUCCCAGCGCUGGGAUUACAGGUUUGAGUCACCAAGCCUUCUAUGUAAUUAUUUUUUUAACUGCCUCCUCCACCGGGCUGUGGCUUCUCGGUGGGAGUGGCUCUUACUCGUUCCUGUUCCUCUCUAGACUUGUCAGGGAAAAGCGCCCUAAUAUUCACUGCUCACCAGGGGGCGCUUCUUCUGGCCCUCAUUUGUACAUUUGAACUAGUGGUAUUGUUACGGGUGGUGCUUCCGAGAUUCAAAAUGACUGAGGGAGGAAAAUAGAUGCUGUGGAUAUGGGAAUUUAGAGUGAAACUGGACCGAACAAUGAGCCAGAAUUUGUUUGCGAUUGGGCUGAGGAAAUCAGGGUGUGUGUAGUCCCAAACAAGGACGGACCAUCAAGGAUGCUGUAUGAGUGAUGGCAUAGGGAGGUACCAGUUAAAACCUCACUUAACCUCUCUCUAGAGGUCUCAGAAAGAUCACAGGAGUCCCCACUCCCACCUUCCGAUUCUAUUUUGUCUCUUACAAAAAAAGUUUUCAUAGUUCUACACCUUGCCCAGCCACAAAGGUAUGGAAGUCAUGAAAACUAUUGUGACAAUUAGUUUGCCAGAAAGGAGGCAGAAAAAUAAGAAAACCAGGAGUUUGGGUCAAACUUGUGGGAAAUUCCAUGAAAGUCCUCCAUGUUUAUCCAGGAAACAGUCUAGGAAGCACCAUGUUCCUCUUCAUUUCUGGGGUACUAGCCUAAACCCUGAAGGCCCUGACACCUGCUAGCGAAGUCAGCCUCUCAGGCAUGGCUUCAGUUAGGGCACUUGGUGACUCAGGAUCUUGGGAAUGGCGUUGGGCAAGCCAUCAGACCAGCCACCUGGGCCUCCUCCCCCUUGGUGAGGCAACAACAAGGAACUCAACUCAGCCAGUCCUUCCCCGCAUGCCCACAUCAUCCUCCCAAGUUCUUACCACCUGCCUUUGCUGGAGCUUCUCAGGAGGCCCCUGACACCAGGUCAGGGCUUGGAGCAGAGUAUACCGGGGUUCAAGAGGGUAAAGAAGACAUAAUGGAACUUGCAAGAAGCCAGGCUUUUCUACUUUAAGCCCCUUAGAUGAUUUCUCAAAUCCAAGAUGGCUAGCAUUUCUUCCUUCCUGCUGUUUCCUCCCAGCCUCUGUCUCUUCCCAAGUGCUGGGAGAUCUGAGUGGGCAGGUGAUCUUCAGUCACUCUCUAUAGAUCAGUGCCCUUAGGUGUGGAGGGGAAGGAAUGAAAGAUUUAACAUCCCAUUCCCAAGACUCCAUAACCCUCUGAUGGGAUUUUGCUUUUUUGUGCUUGUUAUUUUUGCUGUGUCUACCCUCUCUUCUGCUUUUGUGCCCUCAAGGGCUGGCAGCAGAGAUUACAGGUAUCUCUUCUAGUCCCCAGAGCUCUUGAACCCCUGCCUCCCAAACUGUUCCCUCCCAGGUGUGGAGCCUGGACCUUGGCCCCAGGUUGCCCUGCAAGAAGUGUGUGAGUGAUCACACAGGUGGCUGAGGGCUGGCAUGCCUGAGGCCUGCCCAGCCUGAGUCACCUGGUGCUGUUGUUGUCACUGUCCCUGUUGUAGUCUCUGCUUAGCUUCACAGACCUCUGUGGAAACAGCAGCAGCCCAGUCCCUUCAACCUCUCAGGAGAAGCAGCCGCCUGAUGGUGAGCCGAAUGGGGUGGGGGGGGAGCCGGAGGCAGCGGGGGCGGUGGGGAGACUUGGGGCCCAGCUCAGUGCCUCUGCUCCCUAUGGCACUGCCACUACCUGCUUCUCCAUGUCGGGGACUUGGGGGAGGGAGGCUCUCUGUCUUCUCUCUGUCUCCUGCCCCUCGUACAAGAAGCUGCUCCUCUUCACUGUUUCCUCCUGCCUCAGGGUCCCCCUGCUCGGUGGCUCAGGAGGCAGGGGCUUCUCAGCUUCCAUACAAUGCCUCACCCACCCCAGCCACACCCUUAACACAGACCCAUCCCACAAUGACACCCACCUCUGCUUCCCCCUCGUGGGGGUCCCACCCCACCCCACCCCUGGCCUCGGUCACUCCCCCUCCCUCCUGCCGAUGCCCCCAGGACCAUCCUGGGCUGCGGAUAGGUCCUCUGAUCCCUGAGCAGGAUUAUGAACGACUAGAGGACUGUGACCCUGAGGGGUCCCAAGACUCACCCCUCCAUGGGGAGGACCAUCAACCCUUGCUUCAUGUGCCUGAAGGACUCCGUGGCUCCUGGCAUCACAUCCAGAACCUGGACAGCUUCUUCACCAAGAUCUACAGCUACCACCAGAGGAAUGGUUUUGCCUGUAUCCUGUUGGAGGAUGUCUUCCAGCUGGGACAGUUCAUCUUCAUUGUCACCUUCACGACCUUCCUCCUUCGCUGUGUGGAUUACAAUGUCCUCUUCAACAACCAACCAAAGAACCAUACAAGACCUGGACCAUUCCACAACAAAGUGACCUUGUCAGAUGCUAUUCUACCCUCAGCCCAGUGUGCAAAGAAGAUCCACGACAGUCCUCUGUUGGUCUUCCUCCUCGUCUUGGCUGCUGGCUUCUGGCUGUUCCAGCUGCUUCGUUCAGUCUGCAACCUCUUCAGCUACUGGGACAUCCAGGUGUUUUACAGGGAGGCUCUGCACAUUCCCCCAGAGGAGCUCAGCUCGGUACCCUGGGCGGAGGUGCAGUCCCGCCUCCUGGAACUGCAGAGGAGCGGUGGAUUGUGUGUGCAGCCGAGGCCGCUGACGGAACUGGACGUCCACCACCGCAUCCUGCGCUACACCAACUAUCAGGUGGCGCUGGCUAACAAGGGUCUGCUGCCUGCCCGCUGUCCACUGCCCUGGGGCGGCAGCGCAGCCUUCCUCAGCCGCGGCCUGGCGCUCAACGUGGACUUGCUGCUCUUCCGCGGUCCCUUCUCGCUCUUCCGCGGGGGCUGGGAGCUUCCCGAAGCUUACAAGCGCAGUGACCUCCGGGGCGUCCUGGCCACACGCUGGCGGCGCACUGUGCUGCUGCUGGCCGCCGUGAACUUGGCGCUGAGCCCUCUGGUGCUGGCCUGGCAGGUGCUGUACGCCUUCUACAGCCACGUGGAGCUGCUGCGGCGUGAGCCUGGCGCUUUCGGGGCGCGCCGCUGGUCCCGCCUGGCCCGCCUGCAGCUGCGCCACUUCAAUGAGCUACCGCACGAACUGCGUGCGCGCCUGGGCCGCGCCUACCGACCUGCGACUGCCUUCCUCCGUGCCGCCGAACCCCCGGCGCCCCUGCGUGCGCUGCUGGCCCGCCAAUUGGUCUUUUUUUCCGGAGCGCUCUUUGCCGCGCUGCUGGUGCUUACCGUCUACGAUGAGGACGUGCUGGCCGUGGAGCACGUGCUCACUACUAUGACGGUGCUCGGGGUCACAGCCACAGUGGCCAGGUCCUUCAUCCCAGAGGAGCAAUACCAAGGGCGUCCCUCGCAGCUCCUGCUGCAGGCGGCCCUGGCACACAUGCAUUACCUCCCGGAGGAGCCUGGUGCUGCAGGUGCUCGAGCCAGCUCUUACUGGCAGAUGGCGCAGCUGCUUCAGUACCGAGCAGUCUCCCUCCUGGAAGAACUCCUGUCUCCACUCCUCACCCCGCUGUUUCUGCUCUUCUGGUUCCGCCCCCGUGCUCUGGAGAUUAUUGACUUUUUUCAUCACUUCACUGUGGAUGUGGCUGGUGUUGGGGACAUUUGUUCUUUUGCCCUCAUGGAUGUGAAGCGCCAUGGACACCCUCAGUGGCUCUCAGAGGGGCAGACAGAAGCCUCACUCUCUCAGCGUGCAGAGGAUGGAAAGACUGAACUCUCCUUAAUGCGCUUCUCCCUGGCACACCCACAAUGGCAGCCACCAGGGCACAGCUCUAAGUUCCUUGGACACCUUCGGGGCCGGGUACAGCAAGAUGCAGCUGCCUGGGGUGCUACCUCAACACGAAGUCCACCGACCCCAGGGGUGCUCAGCGACUGCACAUCCCCACUGCCGGAAGCCUUCCUGGCCAACCUCUUGGUGAAUCCCCGCCCACCCCAGAGGGACCUUAGUCCCACAACUCCCUGCCCUGCUGCUGCCACAGCCAGCAUCCUUGCCUCUAUUUCACGAAUGGUCCAGGACCCCAGCUGUGUGUCCCCAGGAGGCACUGGGGGCCAGAAGCUAACCCAGCUCCCAGAGCUUGUUUCUGCUGAGAUGAGCCUUCAUGCCAUUUACCUACACCAGCUCCAUCAACAGCAGCAGCAGGAACCAUGGGGAGAAGCUUCAGCCUCCUCCCCACCAAGGCCCUGGUCCAGCCCUUCACAGCCAGGCUCACCAGAUGAGGAAAAGCCAUCUUGGUCAAGUGAUGGCUCCAGUCCUGCUUCCAGCCCAAGACAGCAGUGGGGUAUCCAGAGGGCCCAGAAUCUGUUUCCAAGGGGCUUUCAGGAGACCACAGACACCCAGAAGGAGCCCCUGCCAGGCCCCUUACACUGACUGAAGAUACCUCAGGUUCUGGCUUUCCCAGCUGCAGGAAACUGGAAGGAGUGGCAUGGAAAGAUACAUGGAACCAUCUUUUGAGCUCCACUCCCUCCCCAGGUCCAGGGUAUUUUAGUUGGUCAUGAUCUGGGAAUCAAAGAGGAGCUUGCCCAGAGAACAAAGAGUAGGAAAGAGAUGGCUGUGAGCCGAAGAUGGACCCAAGUAGGGCUAAGAAGGCACUAGCCCCAACUGGCUGUUGUGGAGUAGUUGCCUGGGAAGAAGGACCCCAGUGCUCUCAAGGUGGAGGGCAGGGCCCAGGCAGUGGUCGAGCUCUGUGUUAGGGAUCAGCGAGGCACGGAGCCUGAAACGCAGGGAAGUUGUUCCUGUUGGCCUCGCCUUUGAGUUCCUGUGGGACUAGGGGUGGGGGAUAUGGAGACUUGUGAGUGGAAAAAACAGAGAGGGUUGCUGUUUUUGGACGUCAGCGCUGCUGUGAUGUCUGAGGAAGUGGGUGGGGCUCCUCAUCCUGUGUGAAAUAAGCGGUGAAGAUUGUUCACGGCUGUGCUGCACAUCCCUGCCAUGGGAAUGUCAGGCAUGCCCCACUUCUGGAAGCUGAGGACUGCACCUGUUCACUCAAUCACAGAACUGGCUAUGGCUGGUUGGAAACUUUUUUCAGAGUACUGGGUCACAUACAGAGGUGUUUAGUACUCACUGUCAAAGAAUUACUGUCCCCACAUCUGUACACAUUAAAGCAUGGAUUAAAAGAUUUUUCAAUCAUUGUAA
Molecule: messenger RNA, 5855 nt
Organism: Myodes glareolus (Bank vole)
Lineage: Eukaryota; Metazoa; Chordata; Mammalia; Rodentia; Cricetidae
Source: RefSeq, a predicted model, not a curated record